This is a messenger RNA of Olea europaea var. sylvestris, 1433 nucleotides long. Its product is annotated as GATA transcription factor 11-like. The record is from RefSeq and is a predicted model, not a curated record. The transcript has 4 exons. The coding region runs from base 205 to 1242 and encodes 345 amino acids. Gene Ontology annotation, molecular function: zinc ion binding; sequence-specific DNA binding. Lineage: Eukaryota; Viridiplantae; Streptophyta; Magnoliopsida; Lamiales; Oleaceae. Gene Ontology annotation, biological process: regulation of DNA-templated transcription.
CACCUCCACCACACCCAAAAAAUGCCAGUAAACAAGCCCUAAAAAUUUUACAGUCUUCCAUGAUUUUCCUUCAUUUUUAAGUUAUGUAUUGGACUUUCUCGUUUACCCAAAGUCCAGUGAGUACAAUCCAGACAAAGCCACAUUCAUAAGAAGCUCCUCCAUGCCCUAAUGUCUUAAAAAGGGUAUAGGGUUUAUGUUCUGAAUAUGAAUAUGGUUGAACCUAAUAGCUGUUGGGAUGGGAUUGUUAAUGAGACCAUGCCCGAUGAAGAGUUUGAGAGCAUAUUCAGUCUUUUGGAUUUUCCCAUGGAGAGUUUGGAAGGAGAUGAACUGAUUGGAGACUGGGACGUGAGUAAGUCACAAUGCCUAGGGCCUAUUCCGACAGACACAUUAAUGAAGUUGCCACCGAAUCCACGGGGCAAAAUUGGCACUGUGUUACCACAAUCCCUGCCUAAAUCGGUUGCUCCGAUUGAUGAAAUUCAUGAGCAAAAGCAGCUUCUAGAAGAAACCCCCAGCUCAGUUAUUCUUCGCCAGCAUAAAUUUACCGAGGGCCAAGAGUAUGGUGUUUUCCAGACGCAAAGCCCUGUUUCUGUGCUGGAAAGCUGCAGAUACUGCUCUGUUGGAAAGUGUGCGCCGAUCAAAUCUAAGCGAGUUAAAUUUCUCCCAUGGCUUUCAGCUGGCAUUGUCAUUCCCGUUCAAGGCAGAUCAAAGCGAGUUAGAUCCUCGACUGUAAACCCAUGGCUUUUGAUUUCUCCUAUAUCUUCUGCCUCUUCUACCUCUAAGAAGACUUCAAAUUUUAGGAAGAACAAAGAUAAGAGGAAGAAAUUGUCCCAGCUUUCAGUUUCCAACGAAACCAUGGACUAUCCUUCUCAGAAGGUUAAAGCUUCAUCAAUGGUAUCAAAUUCUGUAGAGCCACAAAAUACUUCCUUACAGAGAGUUACAGCAUCAAAGAAAUGCACACAUUGUGAAGUGACAAAGACACCACAAUGGAGAGAGGGACCAUUAGGGCCAAAGACUCUCUGCAAUGCAUGUGGCGUUCGAUACAGGUCUGGACGCCUAUUUCCAGAAUAUCGUCCAGCAGCCAGUCCUACAUUUGUUCCAUCUCAGCACUCCAACUCCCACAAGAAGGUUACAGAGAUGAGAAACAAAGGUAAACAGCAUGCAGAUAAGGUCGAGGAGCCCCUAAUUUCUCCACUUUCUGGUUUUGCUCCCAUGGGAAGCUAUUUGUUCGAUUUUAUAUGCUGAAAUAAACGGCGUUGAAGUUCUAGUUUUCGGGCCGAUUCAGUUCUAAAUUUUUUUCAGAAUGCUUGUUUGUUGUUCUUCUUUCCUAUAUGCAUGGAGGCAUGUUUGCUGGAUGGUGACUUUGUAGUAGAGUUGUGUACAAAGAUGAAAUGGAAUCUUAAUUAGUAUGGACUAUGGACGGAAGAGUUUGGAUG